AGCCUUCCCUUGGGCCAGCCCCAGCCACCCACUCAGGAUCCUCCUGACUCACCUGGCCAGGCCCAGGCUGAGCUUGGGGCAGCACCAUGGACCUGCUGCUGCUGCUGCUCCAGGGGCUGCUGCUCCUGCCCCUGGCAGCACUGCUGCUCUACAGGUGCAGCCCCCCCUUCCAGUUCCUCUGCAAGGUGGCCUUCUUCAACUGCUGGAUCGUGGCCUUGGCCACCCUGCUGUCCCCCCUGGCCGCCUUCCGGGGACGCUCCGUGGAGAACAUGAGGCUCCUGCGGGCGGCGCUCCUGCCCCUCAAGCGCUUCUACGGCAUCAGGAUGCGGGUGAGGGGCUCGGAGAUGCUGCGGCUGCCGGGGCCCUUCGUGAUCGUCUGCAACCACCAGGCUUCCCUGGACCUCAUGGGAAUGGUGGAGGUCAUUCCUGAGCGCUGCGUGCCCAUCGCCAAGCGGGAGCUGCUGUACCUGGGCACGGUGGGCUGGGCCUGCUGGCUCAGUGGCAUCAUCUUCAUCGAGCGGCAGCGCAGGGACGCGGCCAUCGAGGUCAUCUCCCGCACCGCCAGCGCCAUGAGGAGAGACAACCUCCGUGUGUGGGUUUUCCCAGAAGGCACCAGGAACCCGGGCAAGUCCAUGCUGCCUUUCAAGCGAGGUGCUUUCCACCUGGCUGUGCAGGCCCAGGUUCCCAUUGUCCCCAUUGUGAUCUCCUCGUACAGGAACUUCUUCAGCCCCAAGGAGAAGAGGUUCACCUCUGGGACCUGCACCAUCCAAGUCCUCCCUAGGGUGGAAACGUGUGGCCUGAGUCCAAAGGAUGUCCCCAAGCUGACCGAGAGUGUCCGCCAGGCCAUGGCCGAGGCCCUGGCCGAGAUGUCCAUGAGUGACCACGGGCACCAGGACAUGGAGCAGCCUCUGCUGGGGCCAGGGGAGGACAGGGACAGCCCCCAGGGCCAGGGGGACACAGCCAGGAGCAGCAAAUAGGCAGAGGGAGCGAGUCCCUCAGGGACACCAGGGAAGUAUCCCUUGUCCCCUGAGGAAGUGUGCUGCAGCCCUGCCACCGCCCCAGCAGGACGGUGCCCUAAGGAGAGCAGAGCAGGGCAGGAUGGGGACCAGGCAGCACCUCUGAAAAUGAGCAAGGGGCCCCCCAAAACAGAGCAAGGUGCCCCCUAAAACCUCUCGUUGUGACUGCAUCCCCUGGAUGUCCCUCUGCCAGACCUGGAGCUGUGGCUGUCCCCCUGGAGCUGUGACUGUCCCCCAGGAUGGCCCCUGCCUGCUUGCUGGGCAGGGCAGGGAUGGUCCAGGCAGGGCUGAGGUCUCACAGCCCCAUUUUCCACCCCUGACUGUUGGGCUCCCCCAUGGAUUCUCCUUCCAGAGGCUCCUACAAGUUGGAAAUGCUUGUAGGGUACAAGCAUUGUACAUGUUUGGGUACAGCCAGCUCUGAGUGGGUGGCCUGGGGGGGGACAUGAGAUCCAGGGGAGAUUGCUGGGGAGGAGCAUCCUGGGGGGGGGAGAGCAUCCUUGGUGCUGAGCUGUGAGCCAAGGGUGGGACAUUAAAGAGUCUGGAGCUGAGUCCUGGCAGUGCUGAGGGGAAUCCCUAUCCUGGGGGAGACUUCACACUGCACAGGGAGCAGCCCUUCAGAGAGAGCACCCUGCUCAGAGAGAGCACCCUGCACACACAGAGCACCCUGCACACACACACAGCACCCUGCACACACAGAGCACCCUGCACACACACACAGCACUCUGCACACACACAGAGCACCCUGCACACAUAGAGAGCACCCUGCACACACACACAGCACCCUGCACACAUAGAGAGCACC
Molecule: messenger RNA, 1818 nt
Organism: Serinus canaria (Common canary)
Lineage: Eukaryota; Metazoa; Chordata; Aves; Passeriformes; Fringillidae
Product: 1-acyl-sn-glycerol-3-phosphate acyltransferase alpha-like
Exons: 6
Coding region: 87-977 (296 amino acids)
Biological process (GO): phosphatidic acid biosynthetic process
Cellular component (GO): membrane; endoplasmic reticulum
Molecular function (GO): 1-acylglycerol-3-phosphate O-acyltransferase activity
Source: RefSeq, a predicted model, not a curated record